GGUGACAUCGCACUUGGAGUGUAAAGCCUUGAGAAUUGCCAAGCCGAAAAGAACAUUGCCCCACAGCAGCAACCAGAGAUGGCCCUCAUUUUCGUGAGUCUGCUGUCCCUCUCCUUGGCCAUGGGGACCACCGAAGCCAUUCGGCCCACAUCCCUGGAUGGCAAAGGAAUCCUCUCGAGUAUCCUAGGGGGAGACGAGAACUGCCCUGAUCCGUCGGAAUUCAUGGUCAAGUUGACAGAAGCAACAUGCUGCCAGGGAGGCUGCGCUAAAGAAGCAGCUACUUGCAUGCAAGACUUGACACCAGAUAAUGUGGACAAAUGUCUCGUAAUGAAGGAAUGCAGACCAAAGCCCAGUGACAUCAGGACGAUCCUACAAGGGGGCGGUGAGCCACACAAGGUCAUCAUGGGAAUGAUAGUCGAGUGUUCUGACAAGAAGAGGUUCCAGGCGAUGAAUAUCACGUUCGUCGAGAACGACCCGAAGCAGAGCGAGCUCAACUUCCUGAACAAAAUCGUUAAGGACAAGAACCUGGGCACCGUCGGGCAGGCCAUAGUCAGCGCCGUUGAGACGGGCAGGUGUGUCCCGCCCAAGAAGGAAGACUUCACGAUCGGAGAUAAAAUCGGAUACCAAGUCUGUCUUCUGAAAACGUGCGCAGACUCCAAGGCUGCGGCUGCUGCUAAGCCAGCGAAGUAGAAACUAACGGAGAAGGACAGGAAACUGCUGACGGGAAAGAAAGGAGAUGGAAGCCACGAACCGCUUUGG
Messenger RNA from Macrobrachium nipponense, 759 nucleotides. RefSeq lists its product as uncharacterized. Lineage: Eukaryota; Metazoa; Arthropoda; Malacostraca; Decapoda; Palaemonidae. The transcript has 6 exons. Bases 79 to 690 code for a protein of 203 amino acids. The record is from RefSeq and is a predicted model, not a curated record.